UCCUUCGCCUCAAGCCACCAAUCAGACAUUCAGGCAUAGUUAUCCACCCAGAGGGCGUAGCGAUGUGCCUAUCAAAGUUACUGUCCGGGAUGGGCCCACAACAGCAAAUGUGGCCCCUUCCGUUGUGCUUAAGGAGAGCACGAUUAAGGCAGAAGAGAGACAAAGAAUGGCCCAUCCCACUGCAAAAUCCACUGCCUCCUUUAUAUCUACCCUCUCUACCAUGAACCUCAGCAGCGGACCGCUCCUGACUCGGCCAACUGCCUCUAGGCCGAGGACUGACACAGCCAGCCUGGCAUUCAACAGUGCUUUUGCAAAGGAAGGGCUCCCUACUAAAGGACCGACCCUUCCUCCAUCCAGCAGUAUCACUGACUCUGCACUGGUGGAGCCAGCGACUGCGAGAAAUUCUCAGAAGGGGCCAAUCACAAAAGAAUUAAUUGGUGAUUGGCAGGAGGUGGGAUCAGGAGCCGUUCCAACAGUGAUGCAUGUAGACAAAGAAUCACCUGUUCCUUUGGCAACUGUUGGUAAUGACAUGGCCCAGUUUCGGCCACAGGCACAGACUGCCGUUUCCGAGGGCCCAUCAUCUGAAAUUGUAGGUGUAAGGACACACACAACGGUCAGUCGGACUGUGAAGCCCCAUCUGUCUGCACUGACUUCAGCCAACAGAAUCUCCUCUAUGACACCAUCGGAGACAAGAGCCACACUCUCACCUGUGACUCCCCCAGCAACUGCUCAAGAAGUACUAUUAACAGGUGAGCUCACUGCAACCACUCCUUCCACAGACAGAACUUUACCGAAGCAGGAUUCCACCACCGUGACAUCAUCACCAUCUAAAACCACCACCACCAAUUCAGCCAAUAAACAUUCACGGAUGGGAGGACCGCUGGUUACCACCCAUAGUCUGACCAGUGCCCAGCCGCAUACCCUGACAAAGGGAGGAACUGCGUCUACGAGCAGCGUGCUCACCACUACACAUGGAAGCACGAGUGCAUCUUCUAAAGCAACCUAUCCGCCUACAAAAACAACACAACAAGGGAGAAAUACUACUACACCUGCAGCAAGUGCCGCUUUACAGCCAAGGAAGACGGGGAAUUCUUCCCUCCUCGCUACUGCUGUUGUGCUUGUUGGCCGAGGAAGGCUAGCUCCGACCUACCAGGCCGGUAUUGGUCAGGAAAACCGCUCUGUGUUGCUGGGACAUCCUCACCAGGCGCCCUCAUUCUCUCCAUCCAACCCACCACCCUCCAUCAGCACCAUUCCCUCCUCUAAUGGCACGCUGCUCUACUGGGAUGACCUUAAACGGACGCUGGCAUUUGCCUGGGAACUCCACGUCUACGGCUCUGCCAGCCUCUUCCUCCUCCUCUUUGCUGGCGCCGCUCUUGGUCUCAUGCUCUCCCCAGGCAUCAACUGUCCUCACAGGGGCGCUCUGGCUCUGGCUAAUGCCCUGUUGUUUCUGGCUGGAGGUAUCAGGGCAGCUCUCUUCCUCAUCGACCCCUAUGGUACACGACGCCUCCUCCCUCGUCCAGCAAUCAUUGCCCUGUACAACCUCCCUCUGCACAUGCUGGUGUGGGCGCAGACUGCCCUGGCACUGUUAGCCUUGAGGGUGGCUGGGGUGAGUGUGUUACCAUCAACCAUAGAGCGCCCUCCACUGGUUGCUGUGUUGGCAGUGCUGCAGUGCACCCUUCUGCUGGCGGCUGAUCUGUUUUCGCCGGCCCUUUCCCCAGCUGUGCCCAUCACCCUGCAGGUCCUGUCCCUAUGCUGGGGCCUGGCUCUCUGUCUGGGUUUCCUCUGCUAUGUCUUCCCGCGGCUCCGUUGUCCAGCUGUACCCCAUCCCGGCGGCCCCGAAGAUGGCAGAGGAAAGACCUGGAGUGGGAGCAGGAAGACAGGACUGAUCCUGGGGAGAGUCCUGGCUGUGUGUGCGCUUCUGGGGGCACUGUGCUGUGGCCUCCAUGUCCACGCCACACUAUGGCUGUUUGGGCUGUUAGGGAGCUGGAGUAACUUUAACUGGGGGUGGUGGCUUGUGCACUUCUGGGCCCGGCUGCUGGAGCUAGCCUGGGGUUUCUCCCUCCUGCUCCUGGGUUCCUGGGUGUUCUGGAGGCCUCAGGACAGUCAGCGAGUGGAGGAAGGAGGAACGGCGGAUGGUAGGGCUGGAGGAGAUCUGCCAUCCCCAGGCCAAUCUUCCAGCUCCACUCACAGACACACUUGCUGGUCCAAGAUAGUGCAGAGUCUGCGAGGGAAGCCCUGCAGAAAGUCUGAGAGUAAUGGAGUUGGGGGAGGAGGGGGAGCAGGAGGAGCACCAGGGGACUUGCCUAACAACUGGGCUGGCCAGGAGCGUCCUGGAGCCGACAUUACCAAGAGUCUGAUCCGAAACCAGAAUCACGAGCAGGCCAGCGCGCAGCCACGCUGUGUCAAAGAUAGCAACCGGGCACGCAACCAGAGGGCCCGUUCAGCGGAGCGAGGUGUGUCCGACGGCUCCACUGGCUCCCUGUUGAGACUACAGGCAUUAGGGCGGCCACCUCAGUCCUCACAGAGUGGCAGUCUGGAACAGGACACGGGGCUGUCUCUAUAUGAGUUUGAUUUGCGGCCCCCCUCUCCCAUUGACCUGACCCGCAGUAUUGAUGAGGCCCUUCACAGGGAACACUUACUAGGAGGAGGCAGCCUGUUCCAUCCUCUGUCCCCGCCCUCACCGUCCCCCUCUCCAGGCUCAGGGAUCAGCCAAGGCCCUUGGCUCCGCAGGAACAGUGACCCACAGAUGCUCUCCGAGAGCAGUGAGGCCCAGACGGAGUCUUCCAUGCCUCUAGGGGGCAGCAUUCUCAGCAGUGUGCCCAGCAGGCAGGUGACUGCUCCCCCAACACCUUCCCACCAGGAUCACAGAUGGCCUGGGGAUGGGGUAGGAAGUGUCCCAUCCUCAGUGUCCUGCCCUGUGUCACUUCGUCCAUCCAGGACCUCAACAGGGCACCUGGGGGAGGAUGGAGGAGAUGACACGCGGCCCUUCAUCACCCCGGACUCGGAGAGGGUGCGAGGGAGGGCUGGGAGGCCGUUGGGGUCACGGAAUUACCUGGAGGUCAGCCGACAGGAGGACUCCGCCAGUGUUAGCAGUGAAAUAAUUGACCUUUAAACUCUGAACCACAACCCAAGACAUGAGGACCAGAGACAACACACCAUGCACAUCCAUGCAUCAACACUGUAACAAAGACCUGGAUUAGAGUCAGAUAGGUACAUUUGCUCAGCGGACCAUCCAAAAUUAUUUUUUGAGUUGAGGAUAAAAUAGACAUGUAAAUGGUCUUUUAGCUUUUACGAAGGUUCAGCCCCUUUGUAUAACAGCCAUUGCUUACCUUUUACUUAAAAAGUGGGAGAUAUAGCACAGAUAAGGAACAAAAUGAACCCCAUCUGUCCCUCUCUUUCUCUCUGAUGCCAUCUUUUUGUUUCCUUCAAGCAAACACACACUUUUACACCAUUGGUCAGGCGUUACGUCAAGCACACAGGUAAAAUCAAUACAUUAACUGUAUCAGUAGGUCCUUAAGUAUGACUGGCUCAACAUUUGUGUCGGUAAUAAAUCUCAUGCUGCCAUAGUAUUGCACAUUAAAGAGAAACACCAGUAAUUUUUGAACUAAGCUCUAUUUUCCUAUCAUUAACGGUUAAGUCAAGCCAUGCCCAGCAGAAUCUUUUGUGAUCAAUAUUGUGAUAUGACACGAGAUAUCAUGGAGGAUUUUGGUUAUUCUAAUGUUGUGAUACAACUUAAACAUUGUAAUUCGCUUGUCUUAAAGGCCUCAUUACAGUAAAGUGAAGCAAUUUUCUGAGCUUAUUAGAUUCUUUAAGCAGAGUGAAAUGAACAGUGAAUGCUUCUACCUGCCUGGUCAUCAUAUCAGCAUCACUGACUGAUGCUCCUUUCUCAAUAUUUCCUUGUGUGUAACUAUCUCAUGAAUGAAAGGACCAGUAGUUAUCCACAAAAUAUCAUCACAUAAUGAUAUCAAGAUAGUCAGUCAAAAAACUUAUAUUUGAUUUUGUCAAUAUUGCAGAGCCCUGCUGCUACUCAUCGCUUGGUUUGACGCCUGACGAUAGGAAAAUAGGCCUUAGGAUAAAAAUACCAGACUUUCCCUUAGAGCCAUGCAUUUAGUUUAGCUUAUACUGUAGUACAUACAGGCCUACUAUUAUUUUAUCCUCCCUCUGGAACCAAGCUGAGAACUACAGAGGGUUUGAAGAGGGGUCGGUUUUUUAUGAAUCGUGUUCUUAAUGCCUGUAGGGCACAUCCCUGUUGUCCCUGUGUUCCCUGUGACAAAUUUACAUGACAGCGGCAGACUUUUGCAGAUUUCAUAGCGCUAAUGUGCUCUGCAUAAUAUUUCAAUUUGCAUAUAUUUGAGUUGUGAAGAUGUGCCAUAUGUAGUCAUCUGUGGUUGGUUCCAUAUUGUUUCCAUGUGUCUGUGAACCGAUUACGUAGGGAUAACGCUCUCCAACGGUCUCUCACUGUUACCAUAGUGACUCAGCCAUGGAUUACUCAUACUGGGCUCGCAAGAUGCUGCAGUCUGUCCUCUAUAUUAAUAUGAAGAUGAUUACGUAAUAAGGUGAGAAAAAUAACUGAUAAGAGACAGGGCUGACAUGCAGAAAGCAUGCUGACCUAUGAAACUGUUGCUGAGGCCUUUAGCUGUGGCAAAAAAAAGUAAAGUCUUCAGAAUGGGAUUUGAAGACAGUCAAUAAUGGCUAUAAUGCAUUUUGCCUUUGUGAUUUUGAGGUAGGAUAAAGCUUUUGCAUUCAGUUAUUUUUUUUUACCAUGGAAGCCUGUGACUGCAUUUGUAUAGCAUUGCAUAAUUUGACCAAGGGCAUUAGAUAUACUCAAGAUCCUGUCAGUUCAGUUCAACCGAUUUAAAACUUGGUCUAUUUUAUCUCUAAUGCCACGCAGCUCUGCAGGGCUGCACCACAUAAGACUGGCUUAGCAUGAACCUCAGAGCUCCGAUACAAGGCCCUCAACUCCAAGCCCGAGGUCUAGACUGAUGUAUUUUACUCAGAGAGAAAGACUCUACGAACUAAAAUAUAUGGUGUAUAACAAAACUGUAAAUACUUUUAUUUUUAAUGUCCAGCAAUCCAAUUCUAUAUCGAAAAAGUAGGUAUUUACUGUGCAAGACAAUCUAAAAUGGCAUUGCGGAUGUUUCUGAAGUAGGACAAUGGUUAUCUAUGAGAAUGAACAUGCAGGACAAUAUGCAUUGAUACGUGACUACAGAGGUUUUGUUAAGGACGCUGUUAGAUGUUCUUAAAAUGGUGUUUGCUGCUUUUUAGUAAUGGGGAAUCAAGUUCUGUAAGACUUUGAUUUCUUGUUAAAUUUCUGCUGCCAUUAAGCAUUUAUGAAUAGAUUGGAAGUAAAGAAAUAUGUUUCUUCAAAUGAAAUCAUUCAUAGCCUAUACAGUAAUUCAUUUAAAACUGGUUAUAGGCCCUGAAAAUGUCAAAGCUGAACUUCCCCUGGACCUAAUAUAAGAUGUGAAAUACCUGUAUUAAAAAAGGAGAUGUUUACCCUCAGAAAUGGUCCCUGGCAUGAGAGUAAAUGUUAUAUUAGGUGUCACUAUUAAAGGUAUGUGUCCCAGUACAAACUUUGCCAUUGAAAUAAUUCUGGGGGGACAGAAUUGAGGACAGAAUCACAUGCAGCUUUAAGAUAUUAGUCAUGAAUUUUGGGUAGCAUUUUUCUCAAAAUUCAUAUGAAUUGUGUUGGAGAACUGAAUCUCUUCCUUUGUACCGUUGCUCUUGAAGACAGCAGGUCCAUGUACGACAAGUCAAGUUGCUCUUUAGUUACCUCAGGGUGACUUAUGGAUCCCUCCCUACCAUGUAAGAUGCUUAAAUUGUUUAGUAUUUGCAGUACAAUGGCCUUGUUAUGUUGUCUACAUUCCAGUAACUCUAUUGAGGCUCCACUGUAUCAAUACUUGCCGUUACUUCAUAGUACUUCAUAACCGGGUUGGUACCUCCAGUAGAUGUUGAAAGUUUAGGAGCCAUUAGUGUCGUUUCCCCACACCAACACACGGUAUGUGCCACAGAUACUGACAGCCUGCACCCCCCCCCCCCCCACCGCCUAUGGUCAGCAGUCCCAGUGCAGAGGCACAGUGUUAGUCUUACUCAUUCAUUCUGCUUGUUGAACUUUGGUUCCUGUAUUUUUGUGCUGCAUCUUUGUCCGGUUUCAAAUAAACACGAGA
Molecule: messenger RNA, 6167 nt
Organism: Lampris incognitus (smalleye Pacific opah)
Lineage: Eukaryota; Metazoa; Chordata; Actinopteri; Lampriformes; Lampridae
Product: proline-rich transmembrane protein 3
Exons: 3
Coding region: 167-3112 (981 amino acids)
Source: RefSeq, a predicted model, not a curated record